Messenger RNA from Penicillium maclennaniae, 2418 nucleotides. Its product is annotated as putative mucin family signaling protein Msb2. The coding region runs from base 1 to 2418 and encodes 805 amino acids. The transcript has a single exon. Gene Ontology annotation, biological process: fungal-type cell wall organization; osmosensory signaling pathway via Sho1 osmosensor; signal transduction involved in filamentous growth. Gene Ontology annotation, cellular component: site of polarized growth; extracellular region; cell surface. The record is from RefSeq and is a predicted model, not a curated record. NCBI's taxonomy places the organism in Eukaryota, Fungi, Ascomycota, Eurotiomycetes, Eurotiales, Aspergillaceae. Gene Ontology annotation, molecular function: osmosensor activity.
AUGCGCCCCGGAUCUUUGUCACUCCUCACGGCCUUGGCCAUUGGAGGCCUGCAGCUCGUCGCAGCCGAGGAUGGCACUCAUGUGGAACGCCCCCGUUACUAUUUCCCUCGCGAGGUGAAGCGCGUUGUGCGCAAUUACACCCAUCCCGACCCCGAAGUCGACACCAACCCGCUCGACUCGCUCCUCAGUAGCGCUGACAACCUUCUGGGUGGGACGACCACUUCUUCGGAGCCUGCUGCAACCUCCACAGCAGCUUCGUCUUCGGACUCUGGAAAGGAAGUGGUCGUGGUGGUUUCAAUUGAUGCUGAUGGCCACCGUCACACCCUGACCACGACCACCCGCACCGCCCAGCCGACUGACAUGGUCACCACGUCGACGACGUCCGAGAAGCCCGAUUCAAUUGCCUCAGCUGCUACGACGACCGAUGACGCUUCCACCAAAAAGGUUGACACCACCUCAGCUAGCACCGACUCCACGGCCAACACCGGUUCCUCGGCCAGCAAGACCACCACUGCCGCCUCGGCUGCAUCCACUGACGGAAGCCUCCUUGGAAGUGUCGGUGAUACUCUCGGCAGCGUUGUGGGCGGCGUGGGAAGUGCCUUGAGUAGCGUCGGUGUUGCGGCCACGCCCACUUCUACUUCUUCUGACGCAGUUUCAAGUGACCCAGCCUCAUCCGACGCAAUCUCAACUGGCGCAGCCUCAGCUGAUGCGGCCAUCAUCAAGGGUUCUAGCUCAGCCUCGAUCGCGACUGCCUCUACUACCGCGUCUCCCACGACAACCACUGAUGCUGGACUUGUUGGUGAUCUUGGUAGUGUUUUGAAGACCGUUGGUAGCGGUGUUGACACUCUUUUGGGCGGUGGCUCAAACACCACUUCGACCAAAGACUCCACCGCUCUGGUGUCUAAGACGGCCUCUAUCACCUCUGCAUCCGCUUCCGAGACUUCGACUGCUUCUUCCGGUAAUGUGCUCGGCGGUCUCAUCAGUGACCUCGGCCUUGGUGGCUCCUCCACCUCCGCUUUCCCCAUUGCUACUGCUUCCAACGGCGUGUCGGCCAUUCCCGUUAGUGUACCGGCGUCAACCACUGCUUUGGCCACUGCUACUGCAAUUGCUACUGGUACUGCUUCCUCAGACCCUCUGGCCUCCCUCGCUUCCAGUGUCGGACUUGGCGGACUUGUUCCUAGCACCGAGACUAGCAGCACAGGCAUUGGUUUGAUCCCCACCCCCGUGGCUCCCGCUAGCAGCCCAGUCAAGUCGACUGCCCUCACUGGCACUCCCACUGCUGGUGCUGGAAUCGGCUCCGGCUCCGGCUCCGGCUCUGCCACCAACAGUGUGGGCACUAUGCCUACUCCUCACAACUCGGGGGGCUCUGGUUCUGGCAUCGCAUCUAGCACUGUCUCUGGCUCUGGAGCCAUCCCUACCCCCACUGGAAGUGCCCACGAGAGCACCAAACCCGCCACAUCUGCUUCCACCCCUGUUGUUGUCGUUCCCGUUACGACAACCAGCUCGACCGAGGUUACGGCAACCCAGACCGCCACGCAGCAGGUUUCAAGCAACACCAAUGACUGGAUGCCAUCCAGUAUUCUCGUUAUGCCCACUAACACGCCCUCUGAGUCUACCAGCACCGGCACCAACACUCCGGAGACAGCUGUACCGACCGAGCUUCCUGGAUCGAUCACUCCCUCGACCAGUGUCAGCGAAGCUCCCUCAGACUCGAUAUUGCUCCAGCUUGGAUUCGAUAAACAUCUUCCUUGGUCAUUCGUCGCUACUACUCCGCUGUCUUCAUCUCAGAUCUUCGAGUACAUUCCUAUGGCUCUGAAGAACGCCAUGCCCAAUGCCGACGAGACCAUGUUCGCCCUUGAGCCUUACUACUCAUGGCAGUCAACUGGUUACAACGCCACCUUGGCUAUUUUCUACUUCCCUCGUUCUAAGAUGGAGGCGCUGAAGACAAUGAAGCUUAACCCGAACUCUGCCCUUUAUAAUUCUGACAACGAGGCUGUCCAGACCAUCAUGGCCAUGAUCGAUCCCUCAAUUCCCAUUGAGUUCACUGGCAACUACCCUACCGACACUGGCAGCUCAGCCACCGGCAGCCCCGGCAGCACUGACGACAACACUGAUGGUGGCAACUCUGACAAUGGAAGCGACGGUUCCGCCUCCAGCUCCAGCACCAAGGCCAGCUCCGUUGGCAUCGGUGUGGGCGUUGUGGCCGGUGCCGCCGCCUACGGUGCCGGUAUGUUCUGGGUCGCCCGUCGUUACCGCAAGAGAAAGCAGCUGCAUCAGCGCACCCCCUCAACCGUCGACCAAAUGAGCCAAGGCUCCAACGCUGGCUCCAUCUUCGGCGCCGGUGGCCGUGCCUCCAGCCAACGCUCGCAGAUGAUCAGCGCCCCGGUUAUGGCCGAGAACUCUCUGGGCUGGAACUAG